Aspergillus mulundensis is the source of this 651-nucleotide messenger RNA. RefSeq lists its product as uncharacterized. The transcript has 2 exons. The record is from RefSeq and is a predicted model, not a curated record. NCBI's taxonomy places the organism in Eukaryota, Fungi, Ascomycota, Eurotiomycetes, Eurotiales, Aspergillaceae. The coding region runs from base 1 to 651 and encodes 216 amino acids.
AUGACUUCAGCACCCCGCACCCAGCGAGCCCCAGCAACACCGAAUGCACUCCCAAGCCAUAAGCGGAAAUCGCAGGACCAGGCACAGGAAACCGUCGAGACUCCUGGCGACGAGGAAGAACACCCUCCCAACCUCCUCAACGCCCGAAACCCCGAAGCCCCAGCUCAACAGCCCGAGUACUCCGAGGCUCCCGGCAACCCCGUACAACACAACAACCUCAACCACAACAACACCAACCCUCCCGACAAAGAACCCAAGAGAACCUACCCCUACGCACGCACAGACACAAUCCUCGCAAAGCCCUGCAUCCGCAAGAAGCCCGGACAAAGAUGCGAGUCGUGCAGCGGCGCGAGCAGCAAAUGCAAAGAGCUCUCCCCGGGGCUCUACGCGCGGUUCAACAGGCUUCGCGACCUCGACGCCAGCAAGGAUAAUCUCGUCGAGGCAAGCAAGGAGUUCGCGGAGUACGCGAUUGCGUUUGAGCGGCGGGUUGCGCGGGAGGACGAGAGUCUGAGGCUCCUGCGGUCGAUUAAUCGGCACUUGUUUCACUUGAGGGGCAUGCUUGGGGCGGAGUUGGGGAGGGGCGAGUUGGACGAGGCCCAGGAGCUGGUUUGGCCGUGUGUUGAUGGGGGCGCUGGGGGGGAUAAUGCUUGA